UUGGAAAACUUCAUUUAUUGAAUCUGUGUCUUUGUUUGUGUAGAAAAAGUCGAAGAUGUCUGCCUCUCGCAGAUUGAUUCUCAAGACCAUACUUCUGAAAAAGGCAGUGUCUAUGCUAGUGUCAGACAUUAAGGAGAAGAAGUUGGAGAGACAGAACACUCUGAGUGAAAGAGUGCCACCACUCAAACUGUCUAGUUUGUCUCUGCAAGACCUUCAGGGACUGUGUAAAGAACUGCACCAUAAGAUUGAUGCUGUUGAUGAAGAGCGCUAUGACAUUGCAGCCAAAGUAGCCAAGAAUGACAAAGAGAUAGAAAAUUUGUCACACAAGAUUUUUGAGCUCAAGGGCAAGAUGAAGCGACCUGCUCUGAAAAGAGUGAAAAUCUCAACUGAGGCCAUGCUUGGAGCUCUGCUGGGGACCAAGAUGAAGGAGACAGUAGACUUCAAGUCCAACCUCAAAACUGUGAAGAAGGAGGAAGAGAAGAAAGAGGAGGUGACUGACUGGCGUAAGAACGUGGAGGCCAUGUCUGGAAUGGAGAGCAGGAAGAAGCUGUUUGAUGCUGGACAAUAGAUUUCUGUCAAUGGACUCCAUGUGGUGUGUAAUAUGACCACCAAAGACUUAAGCAUGACAACUGAGACAGCAAGCAGCUAAACAGCACACUAAAAGAAGAUCACAUCCGCAGUCAACACAAUAAGUCAUAAUGCAGUUUAGGGUUACACAUGGUACCUCCCAUUAAUAGCCAUAGCGUGGCAUAGAAAAUACUGUAUCUACCAUGUUUAGCACUUUGUUCUUGCCAUUGUAUUGAGAUAUAUACCCUUGGACCCCCCUGAGUCCGUCACUUCCCAUUACCUUUUUCCAAACAUAUUAAAAUGAUGUGCCCUCUUCUUUAACUUUAGAUGACUCAAAUGUG
Molecule: messenger RNA, 908 nt
Organism: Osmerus eperlanus (European smelt)
Lineage: Eukaryota; Metazoa; Chordata; Actinopteri; Osmeriformes; Osmeridae
Product: troponin I, slow skeletal muscle-like
Exons: 5
Coding region: 56-568 (170 amino acids)
Biological process (GO): skeletal muscle contraction; cardiac muscle contraction
Cellular component (GO): troponin complex
Source: RefSeq, a predicted model, not a curated record